UCCGCCUCGGGGCAGUCUCGAGCCCGGGGCGCCGAGCGCCUCCAGUCCCCAACGCGUCGCGGGCUGCUGGGCUCCGCUGCGGCUCUUGGGCCGGGAAAUGACCCUGCCCGGGGGCCCGACGGGCAUGGCGCGUCCGGGAGGCGCGGGACCCUGCAGCCCCGGGCUGGAGCGGGCCCCGCGCCGGAGUGUCGGGGAGCUGCGCCUGCUCUUCGAGGCGCGCUGCGCCGCGGUCGCUGCAGCCGCUGCAGCAGCGGAGCCCCGGGCUCGUGGGGCCAAGCGGCGUGGGGGACAGGUCCCCAACGGGCUUCCGCGGGCUUCCCCUGCGCCGGUGAUCCCGCAGCUGACAGUGACAGCCGAGGAGCCGGACAUACCCCCGGCCAGUCCCGGGCCGCCGGAGCCGGAGGGUGGCAGGCUCCCGGCCGUGGGCUCAUCGCACCUGCAGCAGCCGCGCCGCCUCUCCACCUCGUCCCUCUCCUCCACUGGCUCCUCGUCGCUGCCCGAGGACUCGGAGGACGAUCUGCUGAGCGACAGCGAGAGCCGGAGCCGCGGCAACGUGCAGCUGGAAGCCGGCGAAGUCGUGGGUCAGAAAAGCCACUGGCAGAAGAUCCGGACCAUGGUGAAUCUGCCGGUCAUGAGCCCUUUCAAGAAGCGUUAUGCCUGGGUGCAGCUGGCUGGGCAUACGGGGAGUUUCAAGGCGGCGGGCACCAGCGGGCUGAUCCUGAAGCGCAGCUCGGAACAGGAGCGUUACUGCUUAGCGCGGCUGAUGGCCGACUCGCUGCGCGGUUGCGUGCCCGCCUUCCACGGCGUGGUGGAGCGCGACGGCGAGAGCUACCUGCAGUUGCAGGACCUGCUCCACGGCUUCGAUGGCCCAUGCGUGCUUGACUGCAAGAUGGGCAUCAGGACUUACCUGGAAGAGGAGCUGGCCAAAGCCCGAGAGCGGCCCAAGUUGAGGAAGGAUAUGUACAAGAAGAUGCUGGCCGUGGACCCCGCGGCGCCCACUGAGGAGGAGCACGCGCAGCGCGCCGUCACCAAGCCGCGCUACAUGCAGUGGCGAGAAGGCAUCAGCUCCAGCACCACGCUCGGCUUCCGCAUCGAGGGUAUAAAGAAAGCAGACGGAUCCUGCAGCACCGACUUCAAGACCACGCGAAGCCGGGAGCAGGUGAUUCGGGUCUUUGAGGAGUUCGUGCAAGGGGAUGCGGAAGUGCUGAGGAGGUAUCUGAAUCGCCUGCAGCAGAUCCGGGACACCCUGGAGGUCUCUGAGUUCUUCAGGAGACACGAGGUGAUCGGCAGCUCACUGCUCUUCGUGCACGAUCACUGCCAUCGCGCCGGCGUGUGGCUCAUCGACUUCGGCAAGACCACGCCCCUGCCGGACGGCGAGACGCUGGACCAUCGAAGGCCCUGGGAGGAGGGCAACCGCGAGGACGGCUAUUUGCUGGGGCUGGACAAUCUCAUUGGCAUCCUGGCCAGCCUGGCCGAGAGAUGAGGCUAGGCCGCUGUCCCCGCACAGACCGCCGGUCUGGCAGAAGGACCUGCGUCUUUGUCCCCGCCAUGCAUGCCGGGGAGAGACUGAAACCCAGAGGCUGGGGCGGUUCACAGGUUCCUGUAGGGCCAGGUGCCAGACACUAUGGGACGCACUGUAGGCACCAAGGCUGUUCCCCAUACAAACCCAAGUGGUCCCAGAGCCAGAGCCGAUGACACUAAUUUAUGCGGGAGGGUGGGGGUGGGAUGUAGGCUGUGACGACUGUGACGACGGGCUUCGUCCUCAUCCCAGCUCUUCUGAGGGGCUCUAUGCUUCUCCAGAGAGGCCAGAAAAUUAAUUUUAUUUUGCAAGCAUUAGAUCUAUUGAUCUGAACUCCCACACUACGAUGGACCCCCCUUCUCAAUAAAGCUCACAAACACCA
Phyllostomus hastatus (greater spear-nosed bat) is the source of this 1901-nucleotide messenger RNA. RefSeq names its product inositol-trisphosphate 3-kinase A (gene ITPKA). Bases 98 to 1483 code for a protein of 461 amino acids. Gene Ontology annotation, biological process: inositol phosphate biosynthetic process. Gene Ontology annotation, cellular component: nucleus; cytoplasm. The record is from RefSeq and is a predicted model, not a curated record. The transcript is spliced from 7 exons. Gene Ontology annotation, molecular function: inositol-1,4,5-trisphosphate 3-kinase activity; inositol tetrakisphosphate kinase activity. Lineage: Eukaryota; Metazoa; Chordata; Mammalia; Chiroptera; Phyllostomidae.